Molecule: messenger RNA, 2036 nt
Organism: Phlebotomus papatasi
Lineage: Eukaryota; Metazoa; Arthropoda; Insecta; Diptera; Psychodidae
Gene: AMPKalpha
Product: 5'-AMP-activated protein kinase catalytic subunit alpha-2
Exons: 2
Coding region: 267-1892 (541 amino acids)
Biological process (GO): intracellular signal transduction; protein phosphorylation
Cellular component (GO): cytoplasm
Molecular function (GO): protein serine/threonine kinase activity; ATP binding
Source: RefSeq, a predicted model, not a curated record
CACUUAACGAGAAAGAAGAAAUACUAGCACGAUAGUACUGCGACUUGGUAAUCGCACACACACGAGAUUUUUUUUCUGUGAAGUCUUUUUCAUUUCACAAAAUUUCUGGAAAAAACAGUCAAUAAAUUGUCCUUUUAGUCAAGUUAAAUUACUGAAAAAAACAGUGCCUAAAAUAAUGCAAAUAUUUGCAGUGGAGUGAAUAAGAGGGAUUUACUGAGUAUUUUCUGGCUAGAGAUACGGGAAAAUAGGAUUUAGAGGAAGGAAAGAUGUCUGAGAAGAAUUUUAGUCGAUCGGAAAAUUCAGCACCGCAGCCAAUUGUGAAAAUUGGUCACUAUUUGCUGGGGAAUACACUGGGAAUAGGGACAUUUGGGAAGGUUAAAAUUGGUGAGCAUCAACUGACGAAGCACAAAGUUGCCGUGAAAAUUCUAAAUCGGCAGAAGAUCAAGAGUCUGGAUGUGGUGGGAAAGAUCCGGAGGGAGAUACAGAAUUUGAAAUUGUUCAGGCAUCCGCAUAUUAUUAAGCUGUACCAGGUUAUUUCAACACCAACUGAUAUCUUUAUGAUAAUGGAAUAUGUGAGUGGUGGGGAAUUGUUUGACUACAUUGUGAGGCAUGGGAAAUUGCAGGAGCAUGAAGCGAGGAGAUUUUUUCAGCAAAUUAUCUCAGGAGUUGAUUACUGUCAUCGGCAUAUGAUUGUCCAUCGGGAUUUGAAGCCGGAGAAUUUACUCCUGGAUCACAAUAUGCAUGUGAAAAUUGCAGAUUUUGGCCUUUCGAACAUGAUGCUCGAUGGGGAAUUCUUGAGGACAUCAUGUGGUUCUCCGAAUUAUGCAGCUCCGGAAGUUAUUUCCGGAAAGCUCUAUGCUGGUCCUGAGGUGGAUAUUUGGUCCUGUGGAGUUAUUCUCUAUGCCCUGCUCUGUGGAACACUUCCGUUUGACGAUGAGCACGUUCCUACACUCUUCCGGAAGAUCAAAUCGGGCAUCUUUCCCAUUCCUGAGUAUCUCAAUAAGCAAGUGGUCAGUCUUCUCUGUCAGAUGCUGCAGGUUGAUCCACUCCGGAGGGCUACAAUUGAGGAGAUCAAGAAGCACGAUUGGUUCCAGAAGGAUUUACCGUCAUAUCUCUUUCCGUCGCCCGUGGAGCAGGACAGCAAUGUCAUUGACACGUACGCCGUGACGGAAGUCUGUGAGAAGUUUGGAGUGAAAGAAAGUGAAGUGCACAAUGCCCUGCUCAGUGGUGAUCCUCAUGAUCAAUUGGCCAUUGCGUACCAUUUGAUAAUUGACAACAAACGAAUUGCCGAUGAGGCAGCAAAGGCGGAAAUUAAAGAUUUCUAUGUGGCCGGAAGUCCGCCUCCAGUCAACAUUGUUCCCAGUGAGAAGCAGGAGAACCACGGUGCAUCAGCAUCUAGGCCACAUCCAGAACGAAUUGCACCGCUGCGAGAACGCGUUCUGGCCAAUACAGCAACGUACCAGGGAACAGAUAAAUCCCGUGGGACUCCAGUAAAGCGCGCCAAAUGGCAUCUUGGCAUCAGAUCCCAGAGUAAACCCAAUGAUAUCAUGCUGGAAGUGUACAGAGCCAUGAAGGCACUGGAUUUCGAGUGGAAAGUCAUCAAUCCGUAUCACGUAAGAGUCCGGAGGCAGAAUAAAUCCAGCGGGAAGUAUGUAAAGAUGUCCCUGCAACUCUAUCAAGUUGAUGCAAAAUCCUUCCUGUUGGACUUCAAAUCCCUCACGAGCGAUGAAGUUGAGCAGGGAGAUGAUGUUAUCAUGGACCUUGAAAGUAUGACACCUCCAACAAAUUUAUCCGGAUCCUUCAAUCCAAUCUUCCCUCAGCAGUGCACAGGACAUCAUACAAUGGAGUUCUUCGAGAUGUGUGCAGCUCUUAUAAUUCAAUUAGCGCGCUAAUAUAUCAAAUAGGCUACCUUAGAAGCUUUCCUGUUACCCAUAAAAUAUCUCUAGUUAGUCAUUUGUGCUUUUUUGGCCAAUUAUGUGCAUAUAUAAAUCUGCAAAAAGCUCUUUGAGAGGAAAUAAAUUUUCGGUUGAUAACGA